AUGUUCGCAACAAGAUUGCUCAGCCGACAGGUUCGAGCUCCUCUAAUGAGGACUCAGUUCCGCUGCGUAUCAACGCUGGAAGGAUCCCCAUACAUAUAUGUACACCCCAGCAAUGGACCAGCAAGUGGAAGCCAUAUCCUGUCAUUGCUGCCCUCGGAGCCAGUGAACCCAGAACUGGCCAUUGGGCUUACGACCCAACUCCCACCGACAACAGACACAUUCAAAGAGAAUCCCAAAUUUUUGAACAUCCUCCAAGAGGUGUGCUCUGAGCAUGCGGUCGAAGAUCCCGAUGCCAAGUCCCAAGCUCAGGUCAUGGUAUCAAUUGCCGGCGCGAACUUGAACUCAGGUGGUGUCUUAAUGGGUGGCAAGCGUGGACGCAGACGGCGCAACGAGAUGGGUGAUUCAAGUGGCGGCGCAAGUGGUCAGGGUGGUGCAGGCUCUGGAGGUCGUGGUGGCUGGAUCCAUGUCUCUGACGGCAGGAGACCGCCUGACUAUGGUCGAAUUGCUUGGUAUGUAGGAUUCUGUUCUGAUAGUCCGCAACCCGGCGUUUCUGUGAGUUGUACUGACUUAAUAGGCCGGAGGAUAUGUUCGGAAGCCUUGAAGUUGAUCCCAAUGGUCAAUUUGUUGGGGACAACGGAAACUAUCAACCAAGUGGUAUGCAUUCGUCACCUGGGCAUAGCGUUGAACCGAACUAACAGACAUCAGGCACUUACCGUGUUGUGA
Molecule: messenger RNA, 723 nt
Organism: Penicillium olsonii
Lineage: Eukaryota; Fungi; Ascomycota; Eurotiomycetes; Eurotiales; Aspergillaceae
Source: the annotation of a GenBank genome assembly